UCUAGGGCUUCUUCUUCUUCCUCUGCUCUGCUCGUGGACAGCUUCGAAGUCGACGAUUUCAGCAUUAGGAGUCUUUAUAAUGGAUGGGGGAUCAAAGAGUUCCAAAAGAGCGAGACUUUAUGAAAGUGAUUCAGAAGAGAUAAGCGACCAAGAGGUGGAAAGAGAGAGCGAAGAUGGUGACUUAUCUGAUGGAAUAGAUGAUAGUGAAGAUCAUAGCAUGGAUGAUGAGGGAGGGAGUGACGAAGGAGAAGAUAGCGAGGAAGAUGAUGUGGAUGAAGAAAGCGAUGAACUUGAUGAUGAUAAUGAUGAAGAGAGUGGUGAUGAAGGAGAUGAUGAUGAUGAUGAUGAUGACAAUAAAGACGCGGCAAUGGAAGAGCUUGAAAAAGAGUACCAGGAGCUUCGCUCUCAAGAACAGGAUAUAUUGAAGAACCUGAAGCGUGAUAAGAACGAAGACCUUGCUAAAGGUCAAGCAGUGAAGAACCAGAAGGCUCUUUGGGACAAAACUCUGGAGAUCAGAUUCUUACUUCAGAAACCAUUUAGUACUUCAAACAGAUUGCCACAUGAGCAUGUGAAAUCCUCUUUUUGUUCUGAAGAUGAGAAGGUCUCAACAGCAUAUGCUGAGCUAAUUGCUUCAUCUAAGAAGACAAUAGAUUCCCUCUUGGAGUUGCAAGGGGCUUUGUUUGGGAAGAACCCUUCCGUUGAUCAACAAGCAGAUGGUAAAGCUGCUUUAACUCGUUCAGAAUCCAAUACAUCAGAUGCAGAAGAUAGCGAUGAUGAAUGGCACCAAAUAUCUGACAUGCAAAAUAGAAUGUGUGUGUUCCGAAACAAGGCUGUGGACAAUUGGCAGAGAAGAACACAAGUCACAACUGGUGCAGCUGCUAUUAAAGGAAAGCUCCAUGCCUUUAACCAGAACGUUAGUGAACAGGUUGCUUCUUACAUGAGGGAUCCGAGUAGAAUGAUUAAACAAAUGCAACAAUCAAGAUCUACUGUUGCUGUCUUUGGAACUGUACCUGUGGAGGCCAUGGAACCAAAUCAAGAGGAAAAACAAGUUGAAGGAGACCCUGAGCUUGUGGAAGAUGCUGAGUUCUAUCAGCAGCUGCUGAAGGAGUUCUUUGAGACCAUUGAUCCAGCUUCAUCAGAGGCGGCUUUCUAUGCAAUGAAGAAGUUUCAGACAAAAAAGAGGAAGAUUGUGGAUCGUCGUGCAUCUAAGAGCAGAAAGAUCAGGUAUAAUGUUCAUGAGAAGAUUGUCAACUUCAUGGCUCCAAGACGAGUCAAGAUUCCUCCAAACUCUGCGGAUUUGCUGAAGAAUCUGUUUGGUCUCAAGACUAGAAACGGUCUUGCCUGUGAAGUAUAACAAACCUCAAUUUUUGAAACGCAGGAGUAGAUUUUGGUUACAAGAUUCAUAUUGUGAAAACUGAGAAACUCGCUUUAUGUAUCCGUUUUUUUAUUGAAAGCAUCUAGUUGUGGUCUUAUAUA
This is a messenger RNA of Brassica oleracea var. oleracea, 1476 nucleotides long. RefSeq lists its product as uncharacterized. Bases 80 to 1354 code for a protein of 424 amino acids. Gene Ontology annotation, cellular component: nucleolus; nucleus. The transcript is spliced from 12 exons. Lineage: Eukaryota; Viridiplantae; Streptophyta; Magnoliopsida; Brassicales; Brassicaceae. The record is from RefSeq and is a predicted model, not a curated record.